Messenger RNA from Schistocerca gregaria, 2057 nucleotides. RefSeq lists its product as uncharacterized. Lineage: Eukaryota; Metazoa; Arthropoda; Insecta; Orthoptera; Acrididae. Bases 353 to 2005 code for a protein of 550 amino acids. The transcript has 5 exons. The record is from RefSeq and is a predicted model, not a curated record.
AUUUUCAUGCAGUAAAAAACAACUUGUUGAUAAUAAUUUUAAACAGGGUCGCAUGCAAAACUAGUCAACCUUAUAAAAAAUCUUAUUUGAUUGAAUACCAUCAGCUGUUUUAUAGAAAGCCUGAUUAAAAUUUUUUGGAUAAUAUAUAACAUAGCAAUGUAAAUAUAAAAAUUGUUUAAAUUGUAUAUUAUGCAUGAUUUGCGAUUGAACAGAAUGGUAUCACCUUCAUUCUAUCCAGAUUGAGCCUUUUUGGUAUAUACGGAAGCAUAAAAAGUCUAAAAGUAAUAAUCGAAGGUCAACAGUGAUCAUCUUUUUCUGAGCUAUAAUCCUAAUAUAUGAAUGCCCAAGAAACAUGCUUCAUGUCUUCCGGAACUGUCUAAGAAGGAAGAUAAAUAAAAACCAACUAACAUCAAUAUUUAUACCUGAACAUAGGUCUUUAAGGCGUAUUGAAAGCUCUGAAUUUAGAGAAUAUCGAAUGCUUUUCAAUGAAACAAUAAAAGGAUAUACAUGGUUUAGAUACACAGGUGGUAAUGGAAAAAAGAUGUAUACAACAGAAAACAUUUCAAAAAAUGGCGAAAAGGACAAAGAAGGUCAAAUUGUAGGGAAGGAAGAACAGAAAGGAGACAUUCCAUUCAUUAUCCCUCCCAUUUCUCCCAGUGUUGAUUCUUUCUACCUGUACCCACCAGAAUCAUACUUAUCGCCUGAGGAGCUUAAACGCCGUCGUCGAAUUGUCGCUCGUCGUACAAUCAUGAGUACUUUGCGCAUUUUAUUUCCAAUAGAGCACCUAUACGCCCUUUCGAGGGAGUAUCGCUUGGUUACCUGCUAUCUCAUAUUUACAACGCUACUGUUGGUUUUUUAUUUUAUUAAGCCAAAACCUAUGUAUUAUUUUUAUACCGAUGCAGAUCCAGCAAUUGAUCAAAAUAUUGAAUCAGUACAAUAUGCACUGAAUCGAAAACCAGUUGUUCCUGCACAAGAGGGUGAUUCCUAUUUUACCGACACUACCAACGCAUUUAAGGCUAUUUUGUCUCGUUACUCUCCUGUAAUUUUUUGCCAAAAAUUGGGAUAUUUUUUUGCUUCAUUUUAUGUAGCUCAUCGUGCACUUUGGAAUUUGGCACUCGGCCGUCCACUUACAGAGGCUGAGAAAAUACGUGAAAUCGACAACCCCUCAUCCCUCGCUGAUAUUCUCGAAGAAUGCGAAACUCAACAUGUUUCUAAACUUGCUCAACUUUUGGGAACUGGACAUUUUCCAAGUAAGCCUUGGCGUGCCAUUCUUCCACCAUCUCCAUGGGCUCCCCAUCUAACUCUCUAUAUUGAUUCCAGUCUAUUAUACACGAUAAUGCUAGAUGAUAACGGACAAACGGUUUUACGUAAACGGCCAUAUGCUGAUUAUUUGAUGGCACAGUUACACGAAUGUAGCGAAAUCAUUUUAUCCUCUCACAUACACACUAAAACCACUGCUCCCCAAUUCUUCAAGUUAUUUGAUCCUUAUCGACUAGCAAGUCAUUACAUUACUAAAGAAGAUCAUCGCUGGACUGUUACUAAUUUCUUAAAACCUUUAGAAGAAAAUCACUUAGGUCGUCGUCCUGAGCGGCUUGUUGUUUUAGAUAGCAGCCUUCAACACUGUGGUUCUAUGUGUUCGAACGUUUUAAGAAUUUCCUUGUGGGAUGGCAAUGAAGAAGACUCGACAUUAUUCGAAUUGGUUCCACUUUUGAAAUAUCUUGCCAAUGGAAUUGAAGAAGGUAUCGACACCAGAGAAGUUAUUCGUCAGUAUGAAAAUAAAAAAUCUUCUUACGACAUCAUCAAGGAGCAUGUAAGAUAUACUGGCUUUGAACCAGUCGAAGAAGAUAGUCUAUUGAAAGACAAAAUUUUGAACAGGCAGUCAGAGCCUCCAAAAUCUGACAUAGACGAAUAUUCCAACGAAGACCUUGUUGUUGAAUAUGAUGACGAUACUAAUGAAAUAUUUGAUAGUAUCAAAAAAGAUUUAUCGGGCUUUAAAAAAGUAUAAUAAUAUAACAUACACUAUUUUGUAAAUUAUACAAAUUCUGUAAUUAUACUAA